Toxoplasma gondii ME49 is the source of this 8466-nucleotide messenger RNA. RefSeq names its product myosin G. Lineage: Eukaryota; Apicomplexa; Conoidasida; Eucoccidiorida; Sarcocystidae. The transcript has 28 exons. The coding region runs from base 1422 to 7601 and encodes 2059 amino acids. Gene Ontology annotation, biological process: vesicle transport along actin filament; actin filament organization. Gene Ontology annotation, molecular function: ATP binding; actin filament binding; microfilament motor activity. Gene Ontology annotation, cellular component: vesicle; myosin complex; actin cytoskeleton. The record is from RefSeq and is a predicted model, not a curated record.
ACGGACUUUACGCUAGCCAGAGGAACCGCAUCGUGAGAACCAGAGGUGACGAGAAGGAGCCUACCUGAGAGUCAUUGAGAUAAGAAUCAUCGGCACCAUAGGGAUUUCUUCAUUCGAUAAGGAUUACGCUUAGAUCGAAGGACGGUGGACGAAUCUCGGUCUGCGGGUAGAGAGUCUGGCUGGACGCAGAAGCGGAGUGAACGUAUUCUGGGCAGAGUUCUCACACAGCAAUAACUUCAUGAACAUGACAGAAUGCGAGGACAGCUGGCGUGUACAGAGUAGGUGAGGCAAUUGUGUCGAUCGUUCUACCACCAGAGGAAUAGGAACACUGACCUGUAUUCACAAAUGAGGAUAUGUGUGCGGAUAUUGAAAAGACCUGGGCUUCCUUGAAAUUUCCGCCACGAGAAAACAGCGUCGAGGCUGUGAGUCGGGAGAUCGCGUCAACGAGGCGGUGAGACCAGGGAAAAAGAAAACCCGGAGUUUUGCUUUAAGAGUAAGGCAACAUUUUUGGACGGGUAGGCAGGGACGAAGGGGCAAAACAGAGCUCAAGGGAGGGAAGGACGCGAGAUGAGACAAGCUGCGAGGCACACACUGUCGGCAUUAACCGUUACACUGAGUCUUACAUUUUGCGCCGUUAGAUCCGAGCGCAAGUAAGAACAACACAGAGUUACACUUACAGAACUCGCAAACGGCAACGCAGAUCUUGUCUGUCUGAAUGCGAGAGGGGAUCUUUCCACGAUCUGUUUGUUCUCGUCUUUUUUCGGCUUGCGCUCGGUUACUGCUGCAAAAGAGUCUCCCAGCCACUUGGCGCGAAACAAGUGAACGCUUGACUCGCCAAGUCUCUUCGUGUAGGAGACCACGAAGGAAGUAACGGAAGAAGGGGAGGACGAGGGGCGCGUUCCAGUUUUUGUCACAUUCAGAAAAAUUAGUGGAGCUCCGGACACAUUUUCAGCGAUGUGGAAGGCGUUGUUCAACAAAUCCUUUGCGUGAAAAUUCCGACACAUGGAAUCACAGCCAACUACGACGGCUCGCGUCACGAGGCGUCACAUGCGGCACCCUGUACACUCGAAGUAUCAAACUGUUCCUGUUCCAUUUUGUUUCUUUUUAUGUAGGCUCAGAAAAACCAUGGCCUCCAUUCCGACGUUGUCUUGAAGCAUGCGUUCGUCCUUUUGCGGUGCUGCGUCCGGCUCCUCGCUCUACAGAAUGGCUGUUUGCGCUAGGACCUACACCGACGAACAAAGUGCUCUCAUUUAAGGCACAUGUUGAUCCCCUCCUCCUCCUCCUCAUUUGCCUGGAUAAGCCUCCACUGAGGUUCCUCGGUGCAGUCCGCCUCUCCAUUUCCGCCGUUUUCUUCUGAUUUUUUUGUUCGCCUUCAGUUCGUUUUUCUGGCUGUCCAUGUAGUGCCGAAGGAGGAAUUGACCAUGACGGACAGGUGCUGGAUUCCUCAUCCCACUGAGGUUUGGGGGAUCGCAGUUCCAGCCGGGGCCCCCGGCACCUGCACGUAUAAACUUGUCGAGGUCACCGAUGAUGGCACCGACCCGCGCAAAUUGGAAGUCACUUUAGCCAAGUCAGCUUUGACACAAGUCGCGCCUGUUACAGACCCGCGAUCCCUUGAAGGCGUCCAAAAUGUAUGCGUCCUGGGCGAUGUGUCAGAGGCGUCUGUUCUCCAUACAGUCCGUCUUCGAUAUCAAAGAGACGAAAUCUACACAAACGUAGGGCACAUUGUUCUCGCCCUCAAUCCCUUUAAAUAUCUCCAGCUGUAUGGUCCCGACUUCGUUCGGACUUAUUUUGAAGACACGCAUGUAUUCGACCUCCCACCGCAUCUCUUCCAAGUUUCUGCGGCCGCAGUCAAAGGUCUAUCAGAAAGAGGGAAACCUCAGAGCACGCUGAUCACAGGCGAAUCCGGCGCUGGCAAGACGGAGUCGACCAAGUUGAUUCUUCAGUUUCUUGCCGACGUCAGUGAGUUAUCCUCGUCUUCGUCGUCUUCGUUCAAAGUUUCUUCUGGCGCACGCUUAGUGGAGAGAGCUGAAAGGAACAGAAGCAUCAGUCAGAAAGACCGGGGGUCUUGCGGGACUGGAGGAGACAACGCUCUCCAAUCAGGCGUUGGAUCUGGAAGCCAAGGGCGCGAGGCGACGUCUCUUCAACAGAGAAUUUUAGAGAUAAGCCCGGUCUUGGAGAGCUUCGGAAAUGCAUCGACUAGCAGAAACCCCAACUCCAGUCGAUUUGGGAAGUGGAUUGAAGUCUAUUUCGGGGACAAAUUAAAGGUCCUAGGCGCCAGUAUCACGUCGUACCUUCUCGAGCUUCCACGCGUGACUCGCCACAUCGCAGGGGAGAGAAACUACCAUGUCUUUUACCAACUAGUUCACGGUUUGAAUACAUCUGAUUUAGUCGGCGUGGCUGAAACGUAUCGCCUGGGAACCGAUUCACUGGCCUUCUCCUAUCUCACACCUCAAGAACAAACCGUGAACACCAAAAGUACAAAAGCAGACACAGAGGUUUCAUCGCCGGCUCCUGAUAUUGAUGAUCUCACCGGCUUCUCAGAGCUGAAACGCGCCCUGCUGGUCCUGGGUUUCAGUCCUUCAACCCAGAAUUCCAUUUUCUCUAUUGUGGCGGCGAUUCUUCAUCUUGGCAACGUCACUUUUGCUCCCGAAGCCGGAGGUGAAAAGUGCUCUGUGGUGAGCAACAGUCGCGAUCACCUCACAGCAGCGAGCGAGCUCUUGGGCCUCGAUGUGCCGCUGGUGGAAGGAGCUCUGACGAGCCGUAAGAUGAAGACAGGAAAUGAGAGCAUUCUGAUUCCGCUCAAGACCGACCAAGCCGAUGCCGCGCGCGACAGCUUUGCAAAGCUCGUUUACGGGUAUCUCUUCAACUGGCUCAUUGCGCAGACCAACGCAAAUCUAGCGCCUUCUGGAGGAAUGGAUUUCGAUUUGAAUCGCUACGUGGGGCUGCUGGACAUCGCUGGUUUCGAGAGCUUUCGCGUAAACGGAUUUGAGCAGCUCUGCAUCAAUCUGUCGAAUGAAGAGUUGCAACACCAUUUCAAUGCAGAUAUUUUCCUGAACGAAGUCAAGGACUACGAGAAUGAUGGACUGCAGGGGGUCUCAAUUACGUAUGAGGACAACGCCGAUGUGUUGUCGCUGAUUGCGGGAAAAGGCGGCGUCAUUGCAACUCUCGACGAAGAGGUGUUUGUCCCCAGAGGCUCUGAUCAAGGCUUCCUCAACAAAUUGAACAAGGCCCAAACGAACCACAAACGCUACAUUGAGAACAAAAUAAAAGGGUCGAUGGCCUUCGGCAUUCAACACUACGCAGGAGAUGUGACUUACACUGUCACCGGCUGGCUCGUGAAAGACCAAAAUGCGCCGCCUCAAGAGGCGAGAGACUGCCUCUUAACUUCGGAAAAUCCAGUUGUAAAGGCCAUUAUGGAGACAGCGUCCAGCGACACUCAACGACGAGGCCCGGGGGGGAAGAGUACUGUAGGCUCUGUCUUCAAGAAGCAACUGACUGAGCUGAUGGCGAAGAUAAAUGGAACUGACAGUCACUACAUCCGGUGCAUCAAGCCGAACCCCGCACAUAAGCCAAGGGUGAUCCACUCGAGCCAGAUUCUGAAUCAACUCGUCUGCUCAGGCGUCAUGGAGGCAAUUCGCAUUCGGAAGUCGGGGUUCGCCUUGCGUCUCUUACACCAGGACUUCGUGGACCGCUACCGGCUCGUGUUGGGCUCGAAAGCCGCGGCAGGCCUUCGGACCCUUGAUGCCGCCAGUGCAGCCCAGCAGCUGGUAACCCAGCUGGUUGCGAACAAAUGGGUUUCCCAGGAGGAAUGUCUCAUCGGCAGAACCAAGGUAUUCGCCAAAUCCACUGUUCAAGACUUCCUUGAACGCGCCCGAGAGGAAGCUCUGGUCGAACCCGUGAUUCUCAUUCAAGCUCUGUAUCGCGGCUACCGAACCCGCCAGCAGUGCAGAGUUCUCUUUGAGGUGUAUGGACAGCUGAAGGAGUUUCUGGACGCGGGCAGCGAGGCGUCGAAGCGCGGGGGCUACUUGACAGAUCCCGUUUUCCCCGAUGCCAGCACCCCUGAGCUGCUUCAGAAGAAAGCGAAUUCGUUGGGAGAUUUAAUUUCACAACUCGAGACUCUUGAUGCCUCUCUUCAACCAAGGUGCCUGUCAACUGUCUCCAAGUACCACGUUCGAAUGACCCAGGAAGCGUCGCUUUCCCUGGAGCUCAAGCGUCAGCUGGAACUCACAGAUGGAGAGGGCGCUGAGGACGAGUGUGACGCACUCUCAAUGCUACGCGCGACUCUGCAGAAAGCAGAAAGUAAAAAAGUCUCAGGACCUUUCGUUACUGCGGCGCGAGAGCGGGUGAAUCGACUGGAGGCAGAGACCAGCCUCGGAGACUUGCUUGACCAGGCUCUGCAGGCCAAAGACAAAGAUGAUUUAGCCCACCUCCUAACAGAGGCGAGGCAGCUUGAGCUCUCGUCCACGCCCUCUCGCUUCUUCACUUCCUACCUCUCCUCGGUCGUUGCCGCGGCAGAGGGGUACCUUGCGAGCAACGCGAGAGAGAAUGAACGACUUCAGCGAGAGAGGGAACAGGCAGCAGAGUCCCGGAAGGCGCUGAAGGAAAGACAGCAGCAAGAGGCCCUGCUGAAGGAUGCAGUUGAAGAGCGCAAACGAAGUGAUCGGUUGUCUCUUCUCUCUGUGGCUUCCGAUAUCAAAAAGGCCAAGAGGAACCACGAGGCUCAUCGAGGUGUACAGACAGCAGAAACGUCCAGCCUGAGGAUCGAGUACGACGAGGAAGCAACCGUGUCCACAUCCGAGUCAGAGUGGACUGAAAGCAGCGAAGCAGAAAGCGAAGAGCCUCUCAGCGACCCCUACUCCACCAAAGAUGAAGAAGGCGGCGAAGGCCUGGCGUCUGCGUAUCUGCGGAAGUUCAUGCAGGAGGUGGCGCGCGCGACCCGGGAGUGCGACCCGGCGCAGCUGACAUUUUUUCUCGAGCGGGCGAGAGAAGCGAAUCUCGGUAAAGGCCCGCGAGAGCUGCAGCUUGCGCGCGUGCAGUUGGAGAAUUUAAGCGAUCCGUCGUUCCUCAACGCGGAGUUGAAGGAGGCGACGAUCGGCGUCACGUGGGGUGUUGCGACACAGGAAGACUUCGUCAAGCUGCGGAACCUCGUUGAGCAAGCGAAGGCGAUCAGAGCGAAGCAGAAGGGAGAAGCAGAGAGAUCUGACCCUCUGCGCCUCCAAACCAUUGACGAGAAAGUCUUGGCAUCGGCAGCUGCAACGCUUGAGUCUCUGAGGAGAACGGAAGGCAGAGAACGCGGUUCCUCCGCCAAGUUUGGAGGCACCUUCGGUGAGAGGGGAGACAGAGGAGGUGGACUGACGGCGUAUCUUUUCGAGAACUACCCCCUGCUUGGCAUCAACAUCCGGAUUCAGGAAACCAAGAGCAUGCGAAAGACGGAGCAACUUGUGCUGCGCCGGGAGGAACUGUUGAGCCAUCAAACGGAUCCUUUGGCAGAGCCUUUGCUGCAGCUGCCUGACCAUCACGCCGAGGUGGUGGCGCUGACGUGUUUUCGCUCUCUUUUGGGAGUGAUGGGAGAGCGUUUCUGUGUAGGGCGAAGCGCGCUGAGUGACGAGAUUUUGGCGUUGGGCAGAAACGCAGAAGAUCUUCGAGACGAGAUUUACUGUCAAAUUCUCAAGCAGCUGAGAAACAAUCCCUCGGCAGGGAGCACCGUUGCGGGACUCCGGCUUCUCCAGUCCUGCUGUCAGACCUUUCCGCCUUCCGAGACUCUCGCGCCUUACCUACGCUUCGCGAUCCAGAGUUUCUUGUCUGGGCUCUCUGCGCCUGGAGGCGAGAGCACGGGCGCCAUCAAAUUUCAGCAAGAAGUGGAGCAAAUCUGUCGACAGGCUCUACACGAUCUCGAGCUGACCUGCGGAGCCUCGAGAGAAGAGGGAAGGCGGCCAGGGGACAGCACGGGCCAAGGCGCUGUCUCCGCCGAACGAGAGACACGCAUGUAUGUUCAGAUACGACUCGCAGACGGAUCACAGCGACGCCUCGCGCUUGACGGCGACCUUCCAGGCGAUCUCUCUCGGCGUCUGGUGAAGGAUCUGAAUUUACUCGGUGCAGACUCUUGGGCCAUUAUGGAACAGCUUUCCCAGUACGACCUUAAAAAGACAAGCGCGCGAGAAUCUCCACCAGCCACAUUUCGCCUCUUACCACCUGAGGAACUUGUUCAGGAUUACCUCUCCAAACGAGAUUCUCAGGUCCAGUUAUGGCUUCGUCGUCCGAUGCUGAGUCUGGAAGAUCCUCUGUCUCUGCAUCCUGCGACGGCAGCGCUGAUAUAUCGUCAGGCAGUCUCUCAGUAUCAACAGCAUGUCUUCAAUGAGGAUCCCAGUCUCCUAGCAUCGAUAAGUGCCCAUUUGCUUCAAGCGGACGGUCUCCUAGACUCUUCGCCGCCUCGAGUUCCACCCUGGCCGUCACUCAGCUGGACCAUUCCUCAGCGUCUCCACUGGCUUCGGAGUGAAGCAGACUGGACAGCAGCCAUUGCGGAAGAGGCGAAGCACAUCGACCCUGAGGAAGGCGACCUUCUCGCUAUGGGGGCUGCGUUCCGCCUCAUGCAGAAGUUGCGAGGCUUUGGAGGCUAUGUUUGGCUUGCAGACGCCUUCCCACUUUUUUCGGCGGACCUGAAAGGCGAGGCGCGACUGCAUGCAGUGUUGAAGCAGACAACGCCUGGGUCGCGUGUUUCUCUCUCGCCGUUGAUUGAAAUGAGGCGAGUGCCGUUGGCGCUUCGUCGCCGGUUUUUGCCGCUGUUAGGCGAUGAAGAAGACAGGGAGUGGAUGCAGCAGCUCGCGCUCCUUGCGCAGAAGCAGCAAACGAGGCGAAGUCGAAAAACAGAUCCGACGCAUACCUCAAGCUCGUCAUCGAAGGCAGCGUGGCUCAACGAAGGCAGCGAUGGGCAUGUUCUCUCUACGAAGAUAGCGAACUUCAAGAGACGCGUCUGCAGAGCCCUGCUGUGCCGGACAGAUCCGUCGUCGCGCAGUGCCUCUUGGGGAGCUGUGAGAGGCCGGAAACGAGACCCUAAGAAAACGAAAAACGCGUUCAAACUCACUGGAAGGUGGUGGAUUGCCGUGAGCCACCGCGGAAUCGAAAUCGCGACUGUCUUCGAUUCAGACGGUCUCGCGGCGGCGCCCGUGCCUGACUCCGAGGCAGCACUGUUCGCUUCUGAGGCUGACCGAAGGACCGAAAAACGACCACAGAAACGGGGAAAAGCGUGGAAGGACUCGGACGAAGACGCAGAAGAUGGAGCCAUGCAGGAAGACGCGGACCUCGAAAACCACAGAAGCACAGCGAAAGAACAAAACGGAGACAGCGGCAGGAACAGUGAAAUACAACAGGGCUCAGAAAAAGGCGUAUUCACCAUUUCUCCGGAGAAGCUUUGGCUGGUUGCUGCCGUGCCGCCUCGUGGGGAAGCACCUGACCGCCUCAUUUUGGGCUACGACGAUCCCAGGACAGGAAAAAGAAGGUUGGAGGCAUUUGUCACUCAAGUUGCUGCGGACGACGUGGUUCGUCUCGUUCUUUUAUUCUUCCCCUUCUGUGCCCUCGAUAAUCAGGCUCCUCCGACAGGUUAACCAUGCGCCGUUUUUGUCUUGCUGAUCGUUCUCUCUGUUUCUAGGCGUUGCGCUGAAGUGCUGCAGUGUCUCCUCUUCAGAUUCUUCGUGCUGUUCGUCUCGUCCUUAAAGUCUCGUUUUUGUGUUGUCUCGAAAACUGUCACUCUUCUCUCUUGUCGCUGUGUGUGUUUGCAUACAUCUUGUAUUGUGACGCUUCAGCUUCUCCCUCUUUAUUUUGGCUUUGACUUCGUUUACAGGUCAGUGUCGCCCUCUUGUGAAAACUCUUUCUCUUUGCCUGUACGCGACACUUUCAAAACACAAUUCCGGAGCUUGAUUAGGAUUUAGAGUUUCUGUUUCACACACGCGCUGAGAUCUACCACAACGCGCGCUUUCUGUUCAGUCAUCUCCCCUUUCCGUUUAGUGGCUCUGGAGUCUUUUUCAUCGGGACGCCUCUUGAUCUCACCUACCUCUUGCACUGCCAGUGACCCUCCGCACCUAGUUCCUAUUUCAUCGUCCUUUUCUUUUCCAAUUCUCGUUUCGUUUCUGCCUACUGUUUCCCCUCUGCUUCUGGCGGUUCUUCGUCUGUCUCUCGUUUACCUUCUGCUUCGUCUCCUGCGUCUCUUGUGUCUCUUUCGCUUCUCAUUCUCCUGCUUCAUGACGCCCCUCUUCUCCUUUCUCGUUUCGCCUGAGCCUCCCCACGUUCGCCUUCUCAGUGUGAUUGCACACACAUUCUCCGUCUCUGUCUUGCAUCGCCUGAGACUCCGUUUCGCCACCGUUCUAAUAUCUCGCCGGAGCCAGUGACACCCGUAAAUCUACAUGCUGUCGAAGCAGCAUGAUCACUAGAACUCUUCAGCUUAUAGGCUUCACCGCUCGCGCUCCAUAUCAC